Cuscuta campestris is the source of this 741-nucleotide messenger RNA. NCBI's taxonomy places the organism in Eukaryota, Viridiplantae, Streptophyta, Magnoliopsida, Solanales, Convolvulaceae. The record is from the annotation of a GenBank genome assembly.
CUUCAACCCCCCAUUUUGCUGUUAUUAUUUAAAUGGCUCAAGAACUGGACAUUUGGAUGGACUUUUUGAACUGCUCUCCAUUAGAAAGUGCCUGGGAGACUCCAUGAAUGUAAUGUUGCUCCUGCUCCACGCCAAUCGGAUCUGCAGCAGAAAAGCAGAACAGAACCCUGCUCCAAGACCUGCUUUGAAGAAUUACAAUUUGGAAGGCGGCAAACUCCGCCGCAAACACCCGGUAUCCGAGGUGGAGGAUCCCCGAUCGACCGUCAGAGCUGCUCCGGCUGUUCGAGACGAGGUCAGAGGCACGGUCCACGACGAAUCGGCUGUAGGCGGCGGCGAAGAGGAGGAGGAGGAGAACCGGAAGAGAUGCCUUCAGUGGAGAUUUGGCAGCCAUAAGAGAAAAAGAAGGGAGAUUGAUGAUUAGAAUGAGUGAUUUGAGAGAGAAAAAAGUGGGUUAAGAAUUGUGAUGGAAAAAGAAUUUGGGUCUUAGAUUUUGUAUAUGGUGAAUUAGAGAGAAACAACAAUAUUUUUUUUUCUUUUUUUGAGAAGAUAGGAUGAUCUGAGAGAAUUUGUGAGGAAUUGGGGUUUUUUUUGAAGAACCAUGGAGAUGAUAAGAGAUAAGUUCCUCCUUUGAUAGUUUUUUUGUGUGAUUUCAACAAGGGUUUUUUUCUUCUUUUUUUUAUUUGAGUGGAGAAGUUGAUUUGAGGAUAAAGAAGGAAAAUAAAAUAGAGCUAAGGUGAACAG